Molecule: messenger RNA, 388 nt
Organism: Caenorhabditis sp. 36 PRJEB53466
Lineage: Eukaryota; Metazoa; Nematoda; Chromadorea; Rhabditida; Rhabditidae
Source: the annotation of a GenBank genome assembly
AUGGGAGUCGAAAUAUCUUUGGAACCGCCCGUUUGUGCGAUUCAGGCCAACGGCGGCACUUCGAAGCACAAGAUGAUCAACCACACGGACCGCCACCUCGCCUACAAGGUACUUCGACUCUGUCUCCCGUCCUGACUCUCCGUUGCAGGUGAAAUCGUCGAACAACUCGAACUACAGCGUCAAUGUGAUCUUUGGAAUCCUGAAAGUUUGCGACGUCAAGGAGCUGGUGAUCACGAGAAAACCCGGAAAGCCGCAGGCGGACAAGCUGAUCAUCCAGUACUGUCAGGUGAACGACGAGAACGCCGAUCCGAAGCCGCUGUUCGCGAACGGAGUGCCGCCCGGAGAGCUCUCCGGAGAGACCAUCAUCAAGCUGUCGGCCGCCGAGUAA